Molecule: messenger RNA, 3255 nt
Organism: Myotis daubentonii (Daubenton's bat)
Lineage: Eukaryota; Metazoa; Chordata; Mammalia; Chiroptera; Vespertilionidae
Gene: ARMCX3
Product: armadillo repeat containing X-linked 3
Cellular component (GO): mitochondrion
Molecular function (GO): protein binding
Source: RefSeq, a predicted model, not a curated record
UAGCUCUCACGUGACCAAGAGCUGACGUGUGCAGAAGUCCUUCUUGUUCUGGUCGUUGUUCCGUCUGAGUACCAGCUACCCACUGCUCUGAGGGAGAGCGGGCCUGUGGCUGAGGGAAGAAGGAGGAGGAGAAGGAAAUUGUCCCGGAUCACAGCAGCUCUGUCGUCCUGGCUGUUUAGUGGAUCCGAGCCUCCCCCAGGUUGCCAGUCUUUCCGUAGUUUGUGGCUCUACGCCAGACAAGUGAAGAGGAAGGAAAUUAACCCUGAUCAGUGAAGGUCGAUUUGAGGGUUUGCUGUAGCAGGUGGCACCACUUGAAGCAAGGGAGGAAGUUUCCUUGGAUCUGUAGAGAUUGCAAGGGUUGUUGGGUGUGGCACAAUUCCAGGGGAGGGAAGAAGGGGCAAACUGCCUGUCUGGAAGAGGUUCACUUCGGGUAUCAGCUACUGUGGCCCUGAAGUGGCUGAAGACAACUACCAUCCACAGACCGGCACCCAAGCCCAUAGUUCUCCCCAAGUCUGCGUGACUACUCUGUUCCUUGGUCCCUGCUAUUGUCAGGGACGAUUGCAUGGGCUACGCCAGGAAAGUAGGCUGGGUGACUGCGGGACUGGUGAUUGGGGCUGGCGCCUGCUAUUGCAUUUAUCGACUGGCCCGGGGAAGAAAACAGAACAAAGAGAAAAUGGCUGAGGGUGGGCCUGGGGAUGUGGAUGAUGUUGGGGAUUGUCCUGGGGCCAGGUACAAUGACUGGUCUGAUGAUGAUGAUGAUAACAGUGAAAGCAAGGGAAUAGUAUGGUACCCACCUUGGGCCCGGAUUGGAACUGAGGCCGGGACCAGAGCUAGGGCCAGAGCAAGGGCCAGGGCUACCCGGGCUCGAAGGGCUGUUCAGAAACGGGCUUCUCCCAACUCAGAUGAUACUAUUUUGUCCCCUCAAGAGCUGCAAAAAGUUCUUUGCUUGGUUGAGAUGUCUGAAAAGCCUUAUAUUCUUGAAGCAGCUUUAAUUGCUCUGGGUAACAAUGCUGCUUAUGCAUUUAACAGAGAUAUUAUUCGUGAUCUGGGUGGUCUCCCAAUUGUUGCAAAGAUUCUCAAUACUCGGGAUCCCAUCGUUAAGGAAAAGGCUUUAAUUGUCCUGAAUAACCUGAGUGUGAAUGCUGAAAAUCAGCGCAGGCUUAAGAUAUACAUGAAUCAAGUGUGUGAUGACACAAUCACUUCUCGCUUGAACUCAUCUGUGCAGCUGGCUGGACUAAGAUUGCUUACAAAUAUGACUGUUACUAAUGAGUAUCAGCACAUGCUUGCUAAUUCAAUUUCAGACUUUUUUCGUUUAUUUUCAGCAGGAAAUGAAGAAACCAAAUUUCAGGUUUUGAAACUCCUUUUGAAUUUGGCUGAAAAUCCAGCCAUGGCUAGAGAACUUCUCAGGGCCCAAGUACCAUCUUCACUGGGUUCCCUCUUUAAUAAGAAGGAGAACAAAGAGAUUAUUUUGAAACUUCUGGUCGUAUUUGAGAACAUAAAUGACAAUUUUAAAUGGGAAGAAAAUGAACCUACUCAGAGUCAGUUUAGCCAAGGUUCACUUUUUUUCUUUUUAAAAGAAUUUCAAGUGUGUGCUGAUAAGAUUCUGGGGAUAGAAAGUCACCAUGAUUUUUUGGUGAAAGUAAAAGUUGGAAAAUUCAUGGCCAAACUGGCUGAGCAUAUGUUUCCAAACAGCCAGGAAUAACUUCUUGAUUUUGUAGUUUAGAAGCAACACACAUUGUAAACUAUUCCUUUUCCCCACUUUGUUUAUAUGGUAAAGGAAUUCUUUCAGCUACCAAUUUUGAAUAUCAUAUUGUAUCAUCAAUGCUGAUAUUUAUCCGAGUUGAUCUUUAGGUCUAAGCUGGAUGAAUGAAUGUCACUACAUGUUCUGAAAACAUGUUUGUUGCUUUAUAUCUCACUGCCUAGACUGAAAUAUUUUUUACUAUUUCUUCUGUAUAAAUGACAGUGAACCAAUUCAUCCUAAAUAAGUUCCCUCCUGUCAUUUGCAUUAACUUCAUUUGUGUAUCAUCAAUAAAGUUGUGUGUUAAUGCUGGAAAGAAAAAAAAGAAAGAAGAAAGAAAGAAAGCAUCUUUGCCCUUUUAUUUAUAAUCUUGUUAGAGAGAUUAGAAACAUACAAACAAAAUAACUGAGACUUUCUGGACUCAUUGUCAAAUAUUCAUUCUCAGAGCACAGAGGAAGCAAAGGCUACUGUGGGGUACAGUAGUCAACUACGGAUUUAUGGAGGAAAUGACCAUUUAAAAAGAGUCCUGAAUGAGAUGGAAGUGAGAGGGCACUGAUGUGAGAUAGGCAUGGAGGUAGGAAUGUUCUCCUUAUGACAGUGAGAAACUAGGGUGUGGCAAAACAGAUACUUUCAAACCCUGGUGGUAGGAAUGAAUUUAUACUGGCACAAGGUUUGUGGAAGGCCAUUUGAUAACACAUAUAAGCCUUAAAAUAUGUAAGCCCUUUGUCCUAAGAAAAUAAUUGAAAAAUUGACCAAAGGCUACAUGAACAAGGCUAUGCAUCCUAGCACUGUCUAAAAUAGUAAAUAUUGGAAACAAGUGUCUAGCACAUUGGAUUGUUUAAAUAAAUUAAGGAAUGUUCACAUGGUAUAUGAUAAAUAUGUUGAUUUAAAUCCAUAUUGCCAGGAAAAGAUAUUCAUCAUGCAUUGUUAAGUGAGAAAGGCAGGUUAGGUAGUAGUAUUCAUAGUAUGAUUUCAUUUCUUUGAGAAUAAUAAAACAUAUGUUUAAGUAGACACUAAAACUCUGAAUUAUAGACACCCAAAUAUCAACAGAGGUUAUCUUUGGGUGGGAGGACAAUGAGUGAUCUUUUACCUUUUUACUUUUUAUGUUUUAAUCAUCGAUGUGCUCUUACUUAUCUAAAAUGAAUAUUGAUUUUUUGGGAAAUUUUUGAAAAAGGAAAGUGUUGGGAAUAAAGCAGGUGAUUAGAGCAUGUACUGAGUGGAAAAAUUAGAUUAAACAUGAGAUAGGUUGAAGUUUCCUCUCUGAAAUGAUAGAUGAGUGGUGACGAUGAGGCUUGUCAGGAGGAUUAAAUGAAGUAAUACAUGCAAAAUACCUAGAAUGUUCUGGCACAUAGCAGUUAAUUAAGAAAAGCAAGCACUUUUAAUUUCCUAGAAUGCAGGGUUAAUAGUUUUUUGUUGUUUUUUUCUUUUUGGUUGACCUUUGUUUUGCUGGGGGCAUUCUGCCACAUGUCAGUGUCAUUUAAAAAAUAAUAACAACAAUAAAGGUUAACAUUUAUUGA